CACAGCUUUCUUUUAUCUUAAAUGAGUCAUCAGCUUGGCUCCAAAAUGCUCGCUGCCUUAUCAAGAUCUCAGAUAAUGUCUUUAUUUCCAGCGCACAUUUUCUCAGUAACCUCUGCAACCGUCCAUCCUGUUUUGACUUUGAUCUCAGUGAGAAGAGCAUGCUGGAGGACGUUUUAUAAUAAUAGAUAAUAGGUCUUGACCUGGUGAAAAAAAAAAAAAAAUCAAGUCAACAUGAGGUAGACAGGAAAUAAUACCCUUCUGGUGGCAAACGUUUGAACAUCCGAGUGACGUAACUCAAGCAAAACACGUCUUCGAGUGGAGGGGAACUUAACAUAUGAGGGAUUGAAGGUUCUGUAGAAGAAAUACAGCACUUUGGAGUGUUUAACAUAAUGGAGACUUUGACUUACAGCAUACAACAUAAAAUAAGUCUGCAGCUUGCUGUUUUUUGAUCAUUUUGGAGUUUUGGCAUAUUGGCAAUGAAUAUGCUAAAUACCCCAAAUCACUCCUCUCUUCAGUCAUUGACCCCCAAUAUAUGUUAUUGUAUUAUUGUGACAUUUAUGUUAAGAGAGUCACUUUGAAGAAAAAACAAGGCACACAUUAGCACACACAAACCACGUCAGUAAAAGUCACAGGUUGCUCUGAAAGGGUCCAAAUGACAAGUUUCAGUUCCCCCGAUGGGAUGAGAGUUUUCCCAAGUAAAGGAAAGCAGAACAGGCCUGAGAUCUGGUCCAGUUUUUUUAAGCUGAGAAGAUAAUGCACAUUUAGUGAUCCCUUCAUUGGAGUCCGACCUCCUGCUUCAUGACUCCUGGUCUAGCAGGUCUAGAUAGAAGUAAAGAAUUGUACAUCAGCCUUGCUUACUGUUGUUGUUCUAAUCAUUUGUUUCUUGCGUAAUCUGUAAAGCUCUUUGAAAAUUAACUCUUGUGUACAGUAUUUUUUCGAGUGUUUAUUGCCAAGAGAAUUUUUAAUUUAUUUGCUGUUAAAUGUAAAUUGGGUUUUCGCAUUGAUUGGGAUGUUUCCUUUUUCUUCCUAUAUGUGUGUGCUGAUUAAAUGAUGACAGUUGACAGAAUAAAGCAAAAAGCCAAUGAAUACAUGUGUGUCACGGUUUGGGUUCAUAGGUCCUGUUUUAUUUUGUAGUGUCAUGUCUCUUGUGUCCCUUGGGGUAACUUCACUUCCUGCCCCCUCCUGUCUUCACCUGUGAUUGUCUGCAGUGUCGAUGAUUGUUUCCACCUGUGUCCAAUCACCUGCACCUUACCUGUGUAUUUAAGCCAUGUCAGUCUCCUGCAUUUGUGUCGUGUCUUUGGGUUGUUGUUUUUUUUUCCUCUCGAAGGUCUUUGGAUUUUUUGAGUUUUGGACUUUUGAUUUAUUUAAAAAGGGUAAUUUUUCACCUGAAACUCUGCACGCACCGCCAUGUGUUUCCGCACGUGGCGUGAGAGGCCGCCGAGCGGCGCCCUUCGCAGUCACCGGACCCGGCUGACAACCCGCACACCGUGGGAGAUGGUUCGCCACUGCUCUUCCACCACCGCCGCCGCCGCCGUCGUCAUCAAAACACCAAACGAGGAAACCUUUUUUGUAGGAUGGUGUUUAUUCCUUCCAGUGGAGAGGAAGCCUGCCGCUCAAACAGAAAUGUCUUUUGACGUGGUUGAUUCAUAAAACCCCUCAAAAAACUUGAUCCCCUAAACAGCAGUGAGGCAAAACGUCUCGAUUCACCAGAAAGGUCACACGUUUUGCCCCGUAUUAAUCACCAAGAAAUAAUGACACACAACAAAAAACAACCAAAGCGCAGCUGACAAGAACCAAAGAAAAAAAGGUUAAAGAAGAGAAAAAAAAAACCACUGUGACGACUGAGGUCUGACUUCCCGUGAUGUAACCAUUGAUAAGUUUAAACUCCGUUCCAUCUGUCAUUCACUGUCUGAGACUUCAGCAGUGUGAUGGUCACGUGCAGUCAUGAAGUGUCUGCAGCUCCUGUUGCUGUUGUGUUGCUGCAGCAUCCAACGACUGAGCAGCUGCAUCACAGUUAAUGCAUCCUGUUCGUCGGCCUAUUGGAAAGCGGUCCAUUGUGCCUUGGACACCACUGGUGAUCCUGUGGGGUCCAACACCACCUACAGCCUGAAUUUCAGUCUGUUGGACAGCGAUGAGAGAUUCUCCUGUCCGCUCCUGAGGACGGACCGCGGCUACAGCUGUUUGUGCGUCAUGGGUCAGCCGCCGGACGACCUCUUCAGCAGUGAGGAUGAAUAUGACAUAGAACUUUGUCAUGGAUCUGUCUGUUGCGGCGUAAAAAAGGCAUUUACACCUGCACAGAACAUCCAGCUGACGGCGCCGCAUCGACCCGAGGUGCAGGAGACGCCAGAGGCCGCCGACAUCACUUGGAAAAGUGGGUAUGAACAACACCGAUACCUCAAGAAUGACAUUGACUACAGGCUCCUACUUCAGACAUCUGAUAGCGCCGAGGCCAAACCUUCUGAGCUCAAUUCACCCAACAGAUCUGUAUUUAUUUUAAAGUCUCAAUUAAAUCCUCGCACUACAUAUUGCGUUAAAGUGAAAUCUAAACCGCAGAAUAAGGGAUAUAGAGCGGUCUGGAGUGAGUGGAGUCCAUCGACGUGCUGGAAAAAUGAAGGAGGAGAAGAAGAAGACGACGAAGAUAAUAAGUUAUUCAUUUUGAUCACUCUGGGCCCCGUGUGUCUGGCUGUUGGGGUCAUGCUGUUUGUACUCAACAAGCCCGCAAUAAGAAAGAAGAUACGAUCUCUGUCCCACACACCGACGCCAGCGCCUUUCUUCCAACCUUUAUUUCAACAACAUGGAGGCGAUCUCAAGGAAUGGCUCCAGCCCAAAGGCGGGUUCGCACUGACGUACAAAACCGAGGAGAUUCUGGCUGGAUUCGAUGCCGUGACCGUGGAGCCCAAACCCGCCACGAAGGACCCAGAGGAGCUGCGCGUGUUCUCCGACCCGACGGCGCACCUGGCCCUGGCGCAGUGUCACACCUCCUAUGUGGGCUUACCCGGGGUGCACGAGGCCACUGCGCCCUUGGUCGCGGUCUGUCCGGGGGGGGCUCCUUACACCCGGCUCCACUGCUCUCUCUGGGGGGUCCUCGCCGCCGCCGCCGAGGAGGAGGAGGCGGAGGUCGUCUCCGCCCCGCCCGAAGAUUUCCUCGACGUCAGCAGCGAGGACUCCGGCUGCAGUUGUGCGGAUCCGACCCAGAGCCCAGAGAGCAGCUUUCCGAACAGUCCCGUGGCGGACUGCCCCCCGCCGCGUGUCUGUGUUGAUUACUGCAUCCUCAACAAAACGGCAGGAGGAUUUGUUCCCGUUUUGCUGUCCCAAGGGGGGGGCAGCCUAAAUGUUUCCACCUGAUUCCCUGCAGGAGGAGUAACACGUGGUCAGUUGGGUGGUACUGGACAGGCACGUGCACCCUCAGGUGCUGCAAGUUGUCUCUUCCAAGCAGCGCGUUUUCAUUUAGCCAAGUGCAGGUUUUGUGUGUCUGUGUCUUUUCCGGUUUUAUUUUGUAGUUUCGUGCGUCUUGUGUCCCUGGGACAGCUUCACUUCCGGCCCCGACUGUCUGCCGCGUCCCGGACUCCCCGGUGUAUCUAAACCAGGUGUGUCCCUUGUCAUUGAGUUGUCUAUGUCGGUUUCAUGGUGAAUAGUGAGUUUUUGGUUUACUGGGCAUUUUUGUCGCUGUUUGGCCUGUAGACGUCGGGAUGUACUUGGGUAAAUGUACUUACUUGGAUGAAUGCUUAUGCUACAUUAUUAAAUGCUUACAUUUGUAAAUAGUAAUUUGGCGCUGUACUAAAUGAAUUGAGUUAAUAUUUCCAUUAUUGCGAAUAAAUGUAUCUGAGAUUCUAUUUUGAAAUGAGUUUUUUGUGAAUAAAUCUAAAUAAUGAUUAUUAGUAAUAUUUUAGUUAUCAAUAACCUUUGCCUGACGUGAUGGCUGUGCAUAUUAAUCCUUCUGCUUCAUAUCACAGUUGUGAUAAGCUUCCCGAUUAAAGUAGUUUGUAUCAUUACCUACUGGUUCUUUAGUCG
Molecule: messenger RNA, 4011 nt
Organism: Pungitius pungitius (ninespine stickleback)
Lineage: Eukaryota; Metazoa; Chordata; Actinopteri; Perciformes; Gasterosteidae
Product: interleukin-21 receptor-like
Exons: 9
Coding region: 1945-3345 (466 amino acids)
Biological process (GO): cytokine-mediated signaling pathway
Cellular component (GO): membrane; external side of plasma membrane
Molecular function (GO): protein binding; cytokine receptor activity
Source: RefSeq, a predicted model, not a curated record